AUGAGCGAGCUCAAGCAAGAUAUAGCAAAAGUACUGAAUUAGGAAUCUGAUAAGAUUACUCAAGAAAAGGAAAAUAAACUUAGGGAAAUUUCAAAUAAUUUUAAACGAAUUAUGGGACUUGCUCAGGAUCAUAUUGCAAAGGGUACUCCUUACAAGGUCAAUGAGUUAGAUGAGCAAUAAACUAUUGAGUAAUUUGAGAAGCAAAGCGAGGAAUACGAAAAAAUAGUCAAAGAUGGGAAUACAUAAAAGUAAUCAUUGAGAUAAGAAAUAGCCUAAAUGGAAAUUGAACUAAGAAGAAUAAGAGAUUAAGUUGCUGAUAAACAGAUUGAAAACAAGAAUUUAUCGUUCUUGAUUUAAAAAGAAGAAGAACUUAAGAAGUAAAAGAAUGAUUAUGAGAAGUAAGCUCUGAAAACUUUGAGUGAUGACUUAGAGGAUCAAUUAAGUCAACUUCACAAUAACGCUGAAAAGAUUACUGGAAAAGUGACGCCAUAUGGAAUGGAGCAAGUUCUCUAAGAGAAAUUCUAAAAAACUACUAAUAACUAUCAAUAAUUUCUUAGUGAAUCUGAAAAGGAUCUCAAGGACACAUAAAAUGAUUUAGAUAGGGUUAAGAUAGAACUUGAAAAAGAAAGAAUGAUCACAGAUAGUUUAUAGCAUGAAGUAAAUGUUAAUGAUUAGGAACUUUAAGGACUUUAAGAGACAUUUCAGAAGCACAAGACAGAUUUAGAUGAAAUGAACUGGCAGCAUGAUUAAAAGCUGAAAGAGUUAGAAUAGAUAAGAAUCAGAGCAAAUGAAGAGAUUAAAAAGCUUUCAGUCGAGCUGGGAACAGCUUAAUCUGAAAUUAAUGUACUUAUUCUCGAAUCAUAGAAGUAUGAAAGCUAACUAGAAUUCUUGGCAACAGAAAGAGAAAUGAUUCUUAAGGCUUAACUAGAGGCAGAGGAUAUUGAUCCAUUUUUCCAAUAAGCAGAUCUCCAAGAAGCUGAAGCAAAGAGAUUGAAAAUUGAGUAAGAGAUUAUGAAUUUAAACAGAGAGUGGUUUGGUAAGCUUGAGAAAGUUAGAGAAGAGACAGAACGAGUGCUUACUGAAAAUGAAAUGAAAGAGUUUAGAUCGAGAAUAGCUAUUCUUGCUGCUGAGCUGAGUGAUAAAAACUAAUAGAUAGAAAAUAUAAAUAAGGAUAAGUAAGAUAUGGAAAGGUUAGCAGAAAAAGCUAUGUCUAUGGGAAUGUAAAUCUCAGAAUAAACAGAGGAGAUAGGGGAGCUGAAUGAAAAAUACAAAGCUGCUUUAAGAGAAAAAGUUGACGUUUAUGAUGAGUUAAUAGAAUCUUUGAAGGAAUUGGUAAAUAGAAAUUCGAGGUUUAUGAAGAACGAGAUUGAGAUGUGCAAACUUGUGAAUUAGACUUCGGUUAUGAAGAGAGAGCUAGAGCAAAAGGAAAAGUACAUUGAGGACAUGGCUAAAGAUAUUAAUCAAAGGAGUGUAUAGGAUGAAGAUUUAUAGAAAAAGAUAAAAGAUAGGAUGGAAGAAAAGACCUAGAUGUUGAGAUCAAUGAGACAGGAAAUCAGAGAUAGAGACUAGGAGAUAGAGUUUUAUGAAUUUUUACUAAGAGAGAAGUAAAAGAAGAUCAACAACAUGCAAAGCUCUCUUAUUGACUAAGGAAAACCUUAGAAAACUAGUUAAGCAAGUAGGGUGAAUAAUUAGAUUAAAACUACAAAUGUCUAAGCUAAAGAUCAGAAUCUUGAUGUUCUCUAAGGAAAUAGAUAGAGAUUAGAAUAGUAGUUGGUGCUAAUUAGAGAUGACGAUGAAGAAGAUUACAGCUAAUAGCAACUUCAAAUAGACAUCGACGAGGAAAGUAAGGCUGGAGAUUCAGAUGAUCUCAUUAACAGAUAGAAAAAAUUCAGUACCUCCCAUCAAAGACAAAUAUGA
This is a messenger RNA of Stylonychia lemnae, 1917 nucleotides long. NCBI's taxonomy places the organism in Eukaryota, Ciliophora, Spirotrichea, Sporadotrichida, Oxytrichidae. The record is from the annotation of a GenBank genome assembly.